Molecule: messenger RNA, 3110 nt
Organism: Branchiostoma belcheri (Belcher's lancelet)
Lineage: Eukaryota; Metazoa; Chordata; Leptocardii; Amphioxiformes; Branchiostomatidae
Exons: 5
Coding region: 276-2933 (885 amino acids)
Biological process (GO): regulation of transcription by RNA polymerase II
Cellular component (GO): nucleus
Molecular function (GO): RNA polymerase II transcription regulatory region sequence-specific DNA binding; DNA-binding transcription factor activity, RNA polymerase II-specific
Source: RefSeq, a predicted model, not a curated record
CCGCGCCCGUCGUUCAAUGUCCGCCAUUGGCUGUUCCGAGGCCAUCCCACCUGCUAACCCGCAGGUAACUGUCAGUCGCAACAGAUUCAGCGUCUUCCCAGGCUCCUUACAGACGCCUUGAGACGUCUUAGCGCACUGCUCGAGCUGUUUAAGGUUUUUACACGGACACAUGAAAGAGUUGGACGAGGAUACCGCCUAGAUGCGCUCCACCGACCACCCCACAACAAGCUGAAACAAGAUUUCCCGACUGUUGGAUACCGGCAGUGACAACCAAGAUGGCGCCGCGUCGGAUCUGCGGACUCAGCAAGGACGUCACGCUCUCAGUCCUUCCCAGACUGCACUUCGACGAGCUGAUGGUGGAACUGCGCAGGCGCGAGAUCGACGCGCGGGGCAUCCUGGUCCGGGUGCUGAAGGGGGUCAUGGUCCUGGAGUAUCAGGAACAGGAGGAGUAUCUAACUGAGGCAGAGACGUCUUCCAAAACCUCCUCUAUUGCUGACCAACAGAGUGCAGGUACGGACGACUUCACGCUGGAUGACGGUGACGCCAGCCACGGCGACCGGCGCUUCUCUCUCUGUACCUCCUCCCCGGAGCAGGGGUACGUUUCCAUGGAGAUGGACACGUCACCUAAACCGGAAAUGACGCAGUCCAACCCCGAGUCCGAUUUCGCAGGCCACAGUGAUGAAACAGCACUCGAAGCGCAAGAAACUGGCCCUAUGGACGGAAAACGGACGCUUAUUGGUCAGACCAGCAGUGAAAAGGCAUUUAGAAGCGAACUGAACCAAUCAGAAGAUGGCUCAGACUGCUAUGGCAUUGUAAUCUCUUCGACCACGUCGUCUUCCGGAACGGUCUUGUCCCCAGAAGGUUUCGCCGUCGAUACGGGGACGGUUGGCGGGAUGGCAGAAUUCUACACGGCUGCAGUCCCGAACAGGCACGCGCUAGAGCCGACACAGGGUUUGAAUCAAUCAACGCAUCAAACCAAUGAACAAGCCUCAAGUUGUUUCACAGAAGAAGCGCAAGGUGGGCAAAGGCCGCUUUCGUCGUCUACCACGCCUAUGUCUCUAGAUUAUCGUGUUCAUGAAACUACGCGACAUGGUAAUGUUUCAUCCGUGGCACCAGCCGAUACGUUAAGAAUCACAAAAAGUGAAGAACCAAGAGCUGACUGCAGGGGUAGCGUGGAUGGGAGCUCCAUGGAAACGCGUGGUUACCUUGACAACGGUUUGUCCUUGGUCAACAGACAGAACGACGCACGACGGAACGAUGUACCAUAUUCCGCGAGAAGCGAGGCAGAACACGGUAGGUGUCCAAGCAGCAAUAGGGAAGUGGCCCAGACCACGGACGGUAACGGGUACCACAGUCGUGACAACGGUGACUCCAGGGGAGAACAGGUCAGACCAAGUGAAACAGGCGACGACGGCGUUGCCACGGACGACCGUUAUCACCAUGGAGACGCCGCACACAACAGCCAGAGGAUCGAUGACUUCCGGGAGCAGGUGAAAAACGGGACCGACGCUUACUACACUGCUGCCAACGUUGCCAUGGCAACGGAGAGUGAAAGGCAAGCUACGGCAAAUGACGCGAUCAUAGAACGGUAUGGAAACCAAGGAAACAUUGGUUACAGUUUCCCUGCCAACGGUGUUCUACACCAAUCGGGCGGCGAAGAAGUUCGGACUAACGCCACAGUGCCUCUCGAUCAGGGGACUGAUGGGCAACACUGUGGUAGCUAUGACGACGGUAACUAUGACAACGGCGUUCUAAAUCUUACCACCCGCAACCCUUUCGAGAACGUUCGUAUCAAGGUGGAGCCGGUAGACGAAUUUUCUGAAGAGUUCGGACAAGUGAACAUGCAGAGUUUGUCAGGACAGGCGUCGGAUGGUUGCCAGGCAACAGCAUCCCUGUUAGCCAAUCAAGGGCCUGGCUACACCCACUCAACCAUGACGUCACAAACGGAGGGAGAUACCAAUGCGGUGAACCAAGGCAAAGCACCGAGCAAGUGGUGGAAGUGCCCCCACUGUGGAUUCGUGACUGUGCACGGGGGUGCCGUGGGGAGCCACCUGAGGACCCACGCCACGGCCGAGUACCCGCACGUCUGCUCCUACUGCAACUUCAAAACCGUCACGAACGAGUUCCUGACCGCGCACGUGUACAGCGUCCACAUCGCCAGGCAGGUCUACCGGUGCCCGUUCUGCCGGUACGUGUCGCGUACUAACACCGCGGUGGAGAACCACAUGGUGAACUACCACUGGGAACUCACCGUGCUGGACGAAGGAUCACCUCCCGGGAGCGGAGUAGGAGGAGGCGGAGAGGGGAUGAGCGCGCUACCGCGUCCUCCGACGAAACGCCUGCACUGCCCGCACUGCGCGUUCACGGCGUCGCGACACCUCGAGAUGAAGAUGCACAUGUUCUUGCACGACAAGCCGUUCGUUCACGUGUGCCGGUUCUGCGGCUACAGGACCGCCGAGAGGCCCAACUACGUGCGGCACUUGAGGAUCCACGCGGGGUUCCGCCCGCACAAGUGUCCGUACUGCCCCUACAGCGCCUCCAUGAAACACCACCUCAACGACCACAUCCGGACCCACACGGGUGAGAAACCGUUCUUGUGCCGCAUGUGUGACUACAAGGCCGCCUUCAGGUCCAACCUGGCGCAGCACAUGAAGAAGGUGCACAAAGUCGUGGACAAGUUCAGGUGCCAACACUGCAGCUAUACGACCAUCUGCAAGCAGAGAAUGGAGGGUCACAUCAAACAACACGAGUGGAAGGAACGAGUGAAAAGGAAAAAACAACAACAGACGACAACCGACGGUGACGCAGCGACGUCAGAGACAAACGCCAAUGACGUUUUCGCGCCAGAAGAAGACGCAAGCGUAGACGUAGCUCCUCCGGUAUCAGAGAUGGCCCAAGAUCAAGAAAACCAUGAAACUUGCGCAGAAAGCUGAUUUCUAAGGUCAAGUCUUGCCUAAGGAUUGUAUUCAUGGCAAUCGCGUGUGCUGCAGAUGCUUGUAUCUUGGAAUACAUAGAAAUAUUUGACGGACUAGAAUAAUAUAAUAUGAAACCCACAGUACAUGUAUAUCCAGAAUUUAGAGGUGAUUCUUCCUCUAAAAAUGAAUUGUGCG